UGCGCAUGCGCGGCCUCGGCACACGUGAAGUAGACGACAUGGAGGAGAACAGAGAAGUUCCGUUGGACCGGGCUCAGGUGAAGAAGGCCGUCCAGGCCCUGCAGGCUUUCCUGAAAUCAAAGUCCAGCGGAGAUGCUCUGCUGCUGGAUGACAACCAGCCGAUCAGCCUGCUCUUCACCCUGUGGAAGAUCCCCAGACAGACGCAGACCAUCCGCAUCCCUCUGCCUCACAGCCAUCGCUCCGACACCGACGACGUUUGCCUCUUCACCAAAGACGAGCCCAGAAUGACGGCGGAGCAGACCCAGAGGUUCUACAAGAAGCUGCUGGAGCAGCGGGGCGUAACAAAUGUCUCACAGAUCAUACCGCUUAAAACCCUGAAGACGGAGUACAAGCCGUACGAAGCGAAGCGGCGGCUGCUGGGAAACUUCGACUUGUUCCUGUCCGAUGAUCGGAUCCGCCGCCUGCUGCCGUCGCACCUGGGGAAACAUUUCUACAUGACUAAGAAAAUGCCGAUCUCCAUCAACCUGCAGAGCAACAAUCUGGGCCGAGACGUCCAGCGGCUCGUCCAGGGAACCAGACUGACCGUCGGCAACAAAGGCAGCUGCAGCAUGGCGCGCGUCGCUCACUCCAACAUGGCGGCAGACGAGGUGACGGACAACGUGGAGGCCGCGGUCCGGACGGUGGCUGCAAAGCUGCGGAUGACGGGCCGGAUGGUGAAGCUGAUCCACUUAAAGAGCGAGAGUUCGGUGGCGUUGCCCAUCUACACGUCUGACCUGAGCCACAUGGGCGUCCUGCAGAGACCCACGAAAAGUUCAAAAACAAAGAAGGUGAAGAAGAACGAGGCGGGAGACGAACAGCAAAAAGAAACAACAAAGGAACAGAAGAAGAAGAAACGGAGGGAGGAAGAGGAGGAAGAGGAGGAGAUCCCACAGCUGGUUCCCAUAGAGACGCCCAGCAAGAAACCCAAAGUGGAGAAAUCGACCAAGAAGAAACCGAUGCAGAAACCAACCAAACCUGCCGCAGCAAAGAAGGUCACCGCGGGGUCAAAGGUCACCAAGGCUUCGAUCAAAGCAGCCAGGAAGGGCGGCAAGGGGCAGGCAGGAAGGAGAAGAGUCCCUAAAGGGAAAUGAUUGUUGGAUUUGAUUAAAUCUGUCGCCUGGAGAAACUUUUCUGUUUGUCUGAAAAUAGCAGCAGCUGAUUCACUUCCUCAUUCAUGACUCGUUCACAGGAAUGAAAAAACAUUUUUGUUUUGAUUGAACAAAAUCAGAAUGUUGAUAAUAUUUAAUCGAUCCUCAGAAAAUGGAAAAAAUGAAGUUUUAUGGUCUUCACUCAAUAUUUUCAUGUAUUUCUUGCUCAUGUUUGAACCUCAGUGGAGACGAUGAAGCUCAGUUUGCUGUUUUACUGCUUUCACCUUAGAAUAAAUGUUUUCAGAUCGUCUCAA
Poeciliopsis prolifica (blackstripe livebearer) is the source of this 1441-nucleotide messenger RNA. RefSeq names its product ribosomal L1 domain containing 1 (gene rsl1d1). NCBI's taxonomy places the organism in Eukaryota, Metazoa, Chordata, Actinopteri, Cyprinodontiformes, Poeciliidae. The record is from RefSeq and is a predicted model, not a curated record. Gene Ontology annotation, cellular component: 90S preribosome.